UCUCACUUCCUAAGGCUACGGGUGGAGGGGACGCGGAGGCGGUGUAGGUGACGCGCAGGGCCGUGGGCAGGCUCCGGCGCGCAAUGCGCGUGCGCGGGGCAGGAGCCACGGUCCUCUUCGUGGGUUGGAGAUGGCGGCGUCCGAGGGACCGUCGGCUGAGCCGCAUGGCUAGUGUGAAAGCAGCCCCAAAGAUCAUUGACACAGGAGGAGGCUUCAUUUUGGAAGAGGAAGAAGAAGAAGAACGUAAAAUCGGGAAAGUUGUUCAUCAACCAGGACCCGUUAUGGAAUUUGAUUAUACAAUAUGUGAAGAAUGUGGGAAAGAAUUUAUGGAUUCUUAUCUUAUGAACCACUUUGAUCUGGCAACUUGUGAUAACUGCAGAGAUCCUGAUGAAAAACACAAACUUAUAACCAAAACAGAAGCAAAACAGGAAUACCUUCUGAAAGACUGUGACUUAGAAAAAAGAGAACCGGCUCUUAAAUUUAUUGUGAAGAAGAAUCCUCAUCAUGCACAAUGGGGUGAUAUGAAACUCUACUUAAAAUUACAGAUUGUGAAAAGGUCUCUUGAAGUUUGGGGUAGUCAGGAAGCUUUAGAGGAAGCAAAGGAAGUUCGACAGGAAAACCGAGAAAAAAUGAAACAGAAAAAGUUUGAUAAAAAAGUGAAAGAAUUACGGCGAGCAGUAAGAAGCAGUGUGUGGAGAAGGGAAAUGAUUACUCAUCAACAUGAAUAUGGACCAGAAGAAAACAUAGAAGAUGACAUGUACCGGAAAACUUGUACGGAGUGUGGCCAUGAACUGACAUACGAAAAAAUGUGAUUUUUAGAUCUGUGUCCUGGUUUACUCAGUUUUAUACUUAAAUAAAGGAAAUUUAGAUAAAAUCUGGUUGAAACUUUA
Tupaia belangeri chinensis (Chinese tree shrew) is the source of this 890-nucleotide messenger RNA. RefSeq names its product XPA, DNA damage recognition and repair factor (gene XPA). Gene Ontology annotation, molecular function: damaged DNA binding. Gene Ontology annotation, biological process: UV-damage excision repair; nucleotide-excision repair involved in interstrand cross-link repair; base-excision repair. Gene Ontology annotation, cellular component: nucleotide-excision repair factor 1 complex. The record is from RefSeq and is a predicted model, not a curated record. NCBI's taxonomy places the organism in Eukaryota, Metazoa, Chordata, Mammalia, Scandentia, Tupaiidae.